AUGGCUCUCUGGGAGAGGAAUAACAGUACUAGUGCUCAAAAUGCAGUUGCAGAAGGAGGAGGAGAACAGGAUGAAGAAGUCUUACCUUUAACACUAGAACAGAAGGAAAACAAAGAUUACCUUAAAUCUUUGUUUGAAAUCUUGAUCCUUAUGGGUAAACAAAAUAUAUCCUUAGAUGGCCAUGAAACUGAUGAAAUUCCAGAAGGCCUAUUUAUGACAGAUAACUUCCAACAAGCUCUGCUUGAGUGUAGAAUUAAUGCUGGUGAUGAGGUUUUGCAGAAAUGCUUUGAGACAACAGCAGUUAACAUGCUGCUGUGCUCUAAAACCCAGCAAAAGCAAAUGCUGGAGAUCUGUGAGAGCUGCAUCCAAGAAGAGAUGCUCAGGGAAGUCCGGGAUUCUCACUUCUUUUCCUUUGUUACAGAUGAUGGAGUGGACAUAGCUGGAGAAGAGCACUUACCAGUGUUAGUCAAGUUUGUGGAUGACUCUCAUAACUUGAGAGAAGAAUUUAUAGGUUUUCUUCCUUAUGAAGCCAGAGCUGAAAUUUUGGCUGUUAAGUUUCAUACCACUAUUACUGAAAAAUGGCGCCUGAAUAUGGAGUACUGUGGGGGCCAGGCCUAUGUUGUCUCCAGUGGAUUUUCUUCACAGAUGAGAGUUGUGGCCAUGAGACUUUUGGAGAAAUAUCUCCAAACCGUCUACAACCUCUGUUCCUCCUGUGCCUUAAACACAAGGUUGGCAAAAUCCCUUCCUGUGGUGGGAGUAUCUGUUGCCGUGGGAGUAUCUGUUGCCUUGGGAAUAAUCGAAGAAGUUUGUUCUUUUUUCCACCGGUCACCACAGUUGCUGGUGGAACUUGAUAGUGUUAUCUCUGUCCUCUUUCAGAAUAGUGAGAAGGGGAAUGGGCUAAAGGAGAUUUGCUGUUCUCAAUGGACAGGCAGGCAUGAUGCCUUUGAGAUUUUAGUGGACCUUUUACAAGCACUUGUUUUAUGUUUAGAUAAUAUAAACAGUGACACAACUGUUAGAUGGGAUAACUUUAUUGCUGGCCGAUUUGUACUUGGUAGUGCAUUAGUAGAUUUUGAUUUCAUUGAUACGGGUCUGGUUCUAAAAAACAUACUCUCUUUUACAAAAGCCUUUGGGAAGAGUCUCCAGGGUCAGACCUCUGAUGUCUUCUUUGCAGUCAGCAGUUUGACAGCAGUGUUACAUUCUUUAAAUGAAGUGAUGGAAAAUAUCGAAGUUUGUCAUGAAUUUUGGUUUGAGGAAGCCACAAAUUUGGCGACUAAGCUAGAUAUAGAAAUUAAACUUCCUGGAAAAUUUCACAGGUCUCAGCAAGCUAACCUGGAACCUGAAGUGACGUCUGACAGCUACUACAAAGAGGUACUUAGUGUCCCAACUGUGGAGCACAUCAUUCCUGAACUAAAGGAUAUCUUCUCUGAACAACACGUCAAAGCACUGAAAUGUUUGUCUAUAGUACCCUCUGUCAUGGGACAGCUGAAAUUUAAUACAUCAGAGGAACACCAUGCUGAUGUGUACAAAAGUGACCUUCCUAAUCCAGACACACUUUCUGCAGAACUCCAUGGUUGGAGAAUCAAAUGGAAACACAGAGGAAAAGAUAUCGAGCUUCCAGCAACAAUUUAUGAAGCUCUGCAUCUGCCAGACAUCAAAUUUUUUCCUAAUGUUUACGCAUUGCUUAAAGUCCUCUGUAUACUCCCAGUGAUGAAGGUUGAGAAUGACAGGUAUGAAAAUGGUGGAAAAUGUCUUAAGGCAUACCUGAGGGAUCCUUUGACAGCACACCGUUCGAGUAACUUGGCUUUGCUUAACAUAAACUUCGAUAUAAAACAUGACUUAGAUUUAAUGGUAGAUACUUACAUCAAACUCUACACGAGAAAAAGCCAUGCCACCAUCAUCAGUGGGUAUGCUACCACAAUGACGAACCCUGAUGAGGUCAAAGAAAAUUUCUGUGAAAAUCUGGAGCCCCUCAUCACCAAUGUAUCAAAAGAGGACAAACAUAAUUCUGGAUGA
Molecule: messenger RNA, 2013 nt
Organism: Vombatus ursinus (common wombat)
Lineage: Eukaryota; Metazoa; Chordata; Mammalia; Diprotodontia; Vombatidae
Product: 52 kDa repressor of the inhibitor of the protein kinase-like
Molecular function (GO): protein dimerization activity
Source: RefSeq, a predicted model, not a curated record